AUGACGCCAACAAGCUUAUCUCAAGCCAUGGGUUCACCUGCCCCAACUAUGCCAUCCUCCCAAGCAUCACCCCUCAACCCGUCAUCAACGGCAUCAACACCAUCAACAUCAUCACCCCUGUCUCACCUUCCACUCGCAGCCCCAGGUUCAACUCCCUCACCAUCUGGUACCCCCCUCGGCCUAGACAACCUCUUCACCAACCCGGUCUUCGCCGGCGGUCUCGGCCUAGGCGCGCUCGGCGCCGCCGCCGCCUUCGGCCGCCGCGCUCUUAUUUCCACCGCUCAACUCUUGCGCCGCCAGCUCCUUGUCAACAUCGAGAUCUCCAAGCGGGACCCCUCAUAUCCCUGGGUUCUCGCCUGGCUUGCCCAACCGCGCGAUGACCCUGGGUUCUUGGCGCGCAGAAUUUGUAGGCUCAGGAAUCUGAGCAUAAGUACCACUACGAGGAGUCUCACGAGGGAUGAGGCUACAGGGGGAGGGAAAAUACAUGCUGAUUUUAGAGUUCAGCCGGGGUUCGGGAAACAUAUUAUACGGCAUUCGCCGGGGGUGUAUAUUGCUGUAAAGAGAGAGAAGGCGGGGACGGCGACGACGGCGACGGGUGAGCCGCACGAGACGCUGACGCUGACGUUGUUAUGGAUGCAUCGGCAUGUAUUAGCGGAUAUUUUUACGGAGGCGCACGCGCUGGCACAACAGGCUCAUGAAGGGAGGACGGUGGUUUACACAGCGCGGAGGAUGGAAUGGGCGGUGCUGGGGCAGCCCAGGAUUAAGCGGCCGCUGGGGAGUGUCAUCCUCGAUAAGGGGGUCAAGGAGAUGUUGGUCGCAGAUGUCAAGGAGUUUUUGGCCAGUCAGCAGUGGUAUGUUGAACGGGGUGUGCCGUAUCGGAGGGGGUAUUUGCUUUAUGGGCCGCCGGGGACGGGCAAGACGAGUUUCAUUCAGGCGUUGGCGGGGGAGUUGGAUUAUAACGUGGCCAUGAUCAACCUGAGCGAGCAGGGCAUGACGGAUGAUUUGCUUGCUCACUUGUUGACUCAGCUGCCGGAGAAGAGUAUUCUGCUGCUGGAGGAUGUGGAUGCUGCGCUCGUCAACCGGCGACAGCGCGAUCCUGAUGGGUACACCGGCCGAACUGUCACGGCUUCAGGGUUGCUGAACGCUCUAGAUGGCCUCGCCGCAGGUGAAGACCGCAUCACCUUCCUCACAACGAACCACAUUGAUCGACUUGACCCAGCCUUGAUCCGUCCUGGCCGUGUGGACAUGAUGGUCCGCAUUGGCGAAGCUACACGUUAUCAGGCAGCGGAGAUGUGGGAUCGCUACUACGGAGACAUUGACACCGACCAUUCCGGCAGGGAAAGAUUCCUUCAGCGGAUGGAUGAGCUGGGCCUAUUUGGUGGUAGCGAGACGGAUCCCAGCGUGCCGAAGAGGCAUACCUCGACAGCGGCGAUCCAAGGUCUGUUCCAGUUUAAUAAGGGCAACAUAGAAGGGGCGAUUGGCAUGGUUGAAGCCUUGAUUCCAAGGACAUUUGAGGCUGAGGAGACAUCGCCUGAAGGGACUAUCAAGUCGCCGGCAUGA
Messenger RNA from Thermochaetoides thermophila DSM 1495, 1560 nucleotides. RefSeq names its product putative mitochondrial chaperone protein. Bases 1 to 1560 code for a protein of 519 amino acids. Gene Ontology annotation, cellular component: mitochondrial inner membrane. The transcript has a single exon. Gene Ontology annotation, molecular function: ATP binding; ATP hydrolysis activity. Lineage: Eukaryota; Fungi; Ascomycota; Sordariomycetes; Sordariales; Chaetomiaceae. Gene Ontology annotation, biological process: protein insertion into mitochondrial inner membrane from matrix; mitochondrial respiratory chain complex III assembly. The record is from RefSeq and is a predicted model, not a curated record.